Sordaria macrospora k-hell is the source of this 729-nucleotide messenger RNA. RefSeq lists its product as uncharacterized. The record is from RefSeq and is a predicted model, not a curated record. Lineage: Eukaryota; Fungi; Ascomycota; Sordariomycetes; Sordariales; Sordariaceae. Gene Ontology annotation, molecular function: acetyltransferase activity.
AUGUCCUCAUCAUCGCCAGCCUUCCGCCCCGACCCAUCCAACCCCUCCGACUGCGCCGAGAACCACCGGCGCAUGCUAGCCGGGGAACUCUACUACUGCUGGACUCCCGACUUGGUACAAGGCCGAGCGAGAUGCAAGUCCGCAAUGCUCAAGUAUAACACUGAGGCGGCGAACGGGGAGACGACGAGGAGGAGGGCAGCUGAGUUAUUGAUGGAGUUGCUCCAAGACCCCACCCCCUUGCCCCCGAAAUUGGAUGAUGAGGAAGAAGACGCCGCCCAAUUCUCCGACUUCCCCUACAUCGACACCCCCAUCAAGAUGGACUACGGCAGCAACGUGCGUCUCGGAAAGGGCGUCUACCUCAACUCGAACUGCACGCUGUUAGACGUGUGCCCCAUCACCAUCGGCGCGCGCACAUUGAUCGGUCCCAACGUGAACUUUUACUCGGCCACGCACCCUAUUGAUCCGAUUACGAGAAACGGGAUGCGGGGCCCGGAGCUGGGAAAACCGAUUACCGUGGGGGAGGAUUGCUGGUUUGGAGGCAGCGUGGUGGUUCUUCCGGGCGUGACGAUUGGAAGGGGGGUGGUGGUUGGUGCGGGAAGUGUGGUUACCAAGGAUGUGGAGGAUUUUGUGGUUGUUGCGGGCAAUCCGGCGAGGGUGGUGAAGAGGUUGGAUGUGGAGAGGGAGAAGUAUGAGGCGAUGGUUGAGGAGAAUAAGGCGAGGGGGCAUUGA